AAAGCAGGAAGUUUAACCUGUCUGUCAAGAAAGUAGCAAAUUUCGGCAAUGGCAUCGAGGAUGGAGUUCGUUCCCGAAGAAGGCAAGCACCUUCAUGAAGAUUGCUCCACUUUGAUUUUGCCUUCCUUGUCAAUUGGGAAUGUGGGGCAGCUAGCUGCUGACCUUUUAGUUUCAUCAUUGGGAUCAGAACGAGUAGGAUAUUUGGAUGAUCCUUAUGUUCUCCCUUGUGUUGGGAAUGAUGCUUACGGACCAGUUCCUCAAGGCGACCUUGCGCUUUCUCUUGAAGUUUAUGAUUCUCCUCCUAAUGCGCUCACUAUUAUCCAACAGAGAUCCCCAGUCGUUAAGGGUAUGAUGCUUGAAUUUGCAAAGAACUUGUCUGAUUUUGUUGCUGUUUGUGGAAAGAAGCAUAUUGUUUUGCUCUCCAGCUUAGACUUUGGGAAGUGGAAAAGAGUUGACAUGUCAAGUGGUUUGCAGAUAUAUUACCUCUCUAGUGCCAGCGGGGAUGGAGUGGAUGAAAAGUGUGAACAACUUGGGUGGAAGAAACUUCAGGAAUACGACCCUUCUCAGAAGCAUUGGAAAUAUCUUAGCGAUUUUGCUGAAGGAAAUGCAACUGGGGAAGAAAUCUCUCCUUUAGAGGAUGAAUUGGAAGAAGAAAAUUAUUAUGCUAGCUUGCCUUUUGCUGCUCUUUUUUCUCUUCUCAAGGCCAAAGGUUUGAAGGUGACUUGCCUGUUAUGUUAUUGUUCAGAGGGUGACAACACGGCUGAUGCUUAUCAGUUAGCCGACGCUGCAUGCAAACUCCUUACACUGAAUCCCAGUGGAAGUGGUGCUGAUAAAUGGCGUGUUCCCCUCUCUUGGAUGACUGUAUACGGACCGCCUCCAGAGUUGUCCAUCUUCUGAGACUAGAUUGGCAUAAUAGUGAGACAGACUCAGAGUGAUGGAGGGUGCAGGUUGGAGGAACUGGCCGUGGACUAGUAUAGUCAAGGGAGCACACCAUCGGCUCAAACACAUUUUUUCCAAGUGAGAUCUUGUGAAGUAUGUAACCUUUAAUACGCUGUUUUCCCAUUUAACUACUGACAAGAAGGUUGUGCGUUGAUAUUUCACAUCGUCUGUAUUUGCUUUGUUAUGUUGCUAACAAGUUAAACAUAGAAGCUUGGUGAAUCAAAAUUCAGUAAUCCCUAGGCAUCUUUACUUAGCACUCUAUGGUACUCAAUCAAUUAUUUUUGGGGCACAGUUUACAUCCGAGUCAUGA
Molecule: messenger RNA, 1249 nt
Organism: Neltuma alba
Lineage: Eukaryota; Viridiplantae; Streptophyta; Magnoliopsida; Fabales; Fabaceae
Product: proteasome assembly chaperone 2
Exons: 7
Coding region: 49-897 (282 amino acids)
Biological process (GO): proteasome assembly
Cellular component (GO): cytosol; nucleus
Source: RefSeq, a predicted model, not a curated record